Molecule: messenger RNA, 295 nt
Organism: Lobosporangium transversale
Lineage: Eukaryota; Fungi; Mortierellomycota; Mortierellomycetes; Mortierellales; Mortierellaceae
Exons: 1
Coding region: 76-255 (59 amino acids)
Source: RefSeq, a predicted model, not a curated record
CAACAUCCUCCAGCAUGAGCGCGUUCUCCUCAUCUCGUCUGUCGGUGGUCCGUGCGAGUGAGAGAGAAAUGAGAAAUGAGGAAGACGGAUUGUUUGAUCUUAUUGUUUCUCUUUGAGAACACAAAAAUACUCGACGAGGAAGGCGAGAAGAUGCUUAUAGUAGAAGUUCGAAGGAAGAAGAGCAUAGCCCACCACCGUUUGAGCCACGCUCAAGGCCAGAGAAUACCGCUUAUAUCAUCCUGCCUCCUGAAUUAGCACACGGUUCUCACAACUGUUUUUAUGAAUUUCACAACCC